AUGGCUCAGCUUAACCGUCAACAGUCGCCUACAUCCACUAUACCCGACGACAUCAACAUCGCCCAUACCCCGCGAAAGCUACCCCACGAGCCCGUCGUCUCCCCAGGCAGGGCGAACAUCACCAGCCCAUCGCGCGGCAUCCUCGAGCAGGUACUUGAGUUCAAUCGCAACUUCCAGCCCGACGAGCCUGGCGAUACCAUACCCAACACCUACAACCCCGAGGAAUACGUACAAAGCGCUACCGAGGUGGCUACUCCAAGCGUUGGGAACACUCCAGAUCUGAGCGCUGCUGAUCGGGCUGUACAGGACGGGAAGGACAUGAUCGACGCAAUGAAGCGCAUUACCUCGGAAAUCCAACAGCAAUCGACCAGCUCACCUGAGCGACAGACAUAUGGCACAGUUCCCACCCAGCUCUUGCCCAAGAACGCUACAGCAGGACCACAGGAACAGCUGCAAACCCUCCUCCAAUCGGCUCCACCACAAGGUCUCCAGAAGCUUGUCUCCUACCUUGCCCCUCUCCAUAAUCUGCUGAACUCGAUACCCAAUGUAGCCAAAACCAUGCAGGAACUUGGUAGCCGCCUAGACUUGCUGGAGAAUGGAUCUUUCAACUACGUUCAGCCGGAAGAUCUUAACAACACCUUGGAGAUGUACGAGGCUAUGGACGAGCAAAGUAGCACCAGCUCCUUUAGCCGAAGGCGCAUCGACAACGCCACCACGUCGUUUGGCUCCAAUCAAUCUGUUGAUUCCACCACUUCCUCCGCCCUUAUCCUCGCGGCCAUGGAUCGCAAAGAUACAGAAAUGGAGCUUGAUAACAUUAAAGAGAGAUUGGAUGUGCUGGAGUCCGCGGCGCCACCCACAUCGCUCCAGCCUUGGGAAGUUGAGGUUGUCCUACUGCCAUGGGGUCCGGACUUGAAAGGCAUCUGGUUCUCGCCUGAUGAACCCAUGCAUGACAUAGCGAAGACAACAACCCAGAACUCUGAAGAGUGGACCCAAGCUCAUACCUUGAAGACCAUGAAAAGCCUGCCAUUCCUCGGACGAGACUCCGAUUCGAGCCCCUACCCUGGUGCUCGCAACUCGGUCAGAGGAUCUAUACCUAGCCAGGCCGACAACGGGUGGAGUAGCCAGGACAUUAGUAACUGGGCUUCGGGAUCUACGGAUGACUGGUUGUUUCCCAAAGCUUGUGGAAGCAACAACCUAGUCUACAAGCGACUCCAAAGCAGGGGUUUUGUCCGAGAUGUUACGUUCAAGGGUUCCAGCGCCAAAGAUAUUCAAGAAGCCUUGUCACAUGCAUUUUCUGAUGUCUUCGAUUACCUGCAGUACGACGACAGCGACGAAAACCCUAUGAUCUCUGCCUACCCAGGUCUUCGAGCGCCCUACAUACCACUUCGAAAAGUACUCAAGGAGUCGCGACUACGUUUUCUUACGCCCGCCGAGAUGUCCAGCAGUGCGCUCUGGAAUGCUCAGUUUCUCUCAGCCGGUGUCAUGAUGAGAGUUUCCGGUGGAAAGAAAAGGCUUUACGUCACCGUCCGCGAAGCCUAUACCCAACAAGUUGAUCGCAAUGAGUUCGUUGUCAUGGAACAGUCAUGGCCUGAGCUGCGCCAAUUACCUCGCUAUCAACCCGACCAAGACUCGCAGAUGGAGGGCAACGACGAACAGUGCCAAGCGCAUGUCCCUGAAGCGGAUGCGAAAGAAGCAUGUUGGCAGUUCGUCGAGACAUACGAUGCUCCGCCUGCUAGUGUGCAUUCGUCCUUCGGGAGCAAUCAGUCCGUCCAGCUCUCCAUGCGCCCUGCUGGUCGAAAUUGGCGACGGUCAAUCACUCCCAACUCGAUACUUAAGAACAAGCAACCCCAGCCCAUCUCUCCACUAAGUGAGAACCAUCCGCAACGUCCACUAUACUAUCGUAACCGUACGGUAUCUGCUUCGGUUGUCGAUACCGUCACACCUCGUCAGUCGAAACGCCGCUUCAACCCAUCUAUCGUUGAGCAAUCCUCUGCCCCACAGCCAAUCUCACGUGCACCCAGCCUACCAUCCGCGAGGCUGAAGCGCCGUCGCGUAACGAACUCAUCUUCCCCACGACCCGAAGAAGCACACGUAGCGAUAUGGAAUGCGACCCCUCGGCAGUCCCGAGAACCACCGUCGCCUUUCUACUCGUCACAGCCCGCACUACCACGCUCGAACUCAGACGUCAUGAGCAGACCAAGCCAGCGGUCCGUCGCCAUAGCAGGUAAAUCAACGCCUUUCGCCUACGCGACACCGCACUCAGGACCCUUCCCGGCUGGCCCUGGCUUCAACGCUUACAACAACGGCGGUGAUACCGAACCAGACGACGACGACGACGACGCUCACGAUAACGAUGACGGGGAAAAAAGCUGGCGUGGCGUUACCGAUGACGACAAUGACCACGACAAUGACAGCGCUUCAAGCUCAGUACUUGGUGCUGAAACUGGUGCGCAAGAGGGAGCUAGCUUCUCGGGCGACGACAGUGGUUUCGGGAGUGAUAACGGAGAAGAUAGCGAUGCGCCGUCGGAAGACGAGGGAGAGGUUUAUGCGCAGCGUCAGCAUGGUGAAGAGGAUGAAGAUGAAGACGACGAGGAUGUUUUUGACUCUUUGCUUAGUAUCAUUGAAGCGUAG
Messenger RNA from Alternaria conjuncta, 2631 nucleotides. RefSeq lists its product as uncharacterized. The record is from RefSeq and is a predicted model, not a curated record. Lineage: Eukaryota; Fungi; Ascomycota; Dothideomycetes; Pleosporales; Pleosporaceae. Bases 1 to 2631 code for a protein of 876 amino acids. The transcript has 2 exons.